AUUAGUGGGAAAAGGGCUUCCUGUAACUGCGUAUCGCACAGAUAAAUGGAGUAACGGAAAGGAGGGAGGGGGCGCAGAAAACUUAACACGGUGCUCAAUUGAUGGUCACUCAACUCCAGUGGACUUUCCGCACCGGGGUGCCUAUAACGUGUCCUAUUAUUAUCCCAGAAACGGCGAAGUAACCCACGAGGGACAGGUGGCCGCGUCCACCAGACAGAAUAAAAAGUGGGCUUCACUUCAAAGCGACUUACACGAGACUUGAGCGAGGACGCAAACAGGACCGGGAGCACCGGAUCCCCGAGCUCUGCGUCCACACUCUGUCUACUUUCAGCUGCUGUUUUGAGGAUGACCACAGCCGCUCAGCCUUUUCCUGUAGCCUUGAUGUUUUCUUCAUACGCGUAUAAGCAAAGGGACAUAUUUCUGGCCGAGAAAAGAGGGAAGUAAAGUUGCGUUCGGUUCCUUUUUAUUUUCAUCAUUGCUGGACGCACGGGAGCGGGACGUGAUCAUUCAGCGUUGGAAGAGGUUCACAGACCCGCAGGUAAUAAGAAAUUUUAAUCAUCCUUUAACUUAUUCUUUCCUAUAAUGGCUUUUUUUCUCUCUUUACAAUGCUGUUGACAUGUUCUGAGGUUUGUCUUUGCGCGCAUCUUAAUACAGUUUUCAAAUUUAUUGAGGAUGUCAUGGAUGGAUCAUUAAAAAACUGAAGCCAAUGAUCUGCCUUUGGUAAUCUACUCGUUAUGAUUUAGGGAAUACCAAAUAGCAUCCAGGGAUUUGGCUUACUUUGAGAAUGAAAGGCAAAUCUGGAUGAACUGUAAUACUAUGACUUAUCAGGGUGUGUGACGAAUAAAAGCUUCGUUUGGAGGAUAGAUUGGAGUCUUCUUCAGUGGAUUUUUCUAUUAGGGGGUUCCCUAAGUAGUAAUAUAAAGCAGGGCAAUAAUUCUUAUUGGACAUCAGUAAAUGAACUUCAUCGCCAUCUCCACCUUCAACACUUUGAUGUGACGUCCUGUCUCGAUGUCUCGUGCAGGUGUCCGGUAAAACUUUUCCCACAGAACUGUCGGAGAAGGACUCGACUUUUUUCGCACUCUACGGGAGCUAUGAGCGGCCUGCGCAGGCACUUCAGCAUGGGACUGGUGUUACUGAUGUGCACGCUGACCGGACACUGCAGCGAGAGCGCGCCCUCAGUGGCACCACCGGCGUCGACGGCAGCGAGUAGAGACAAGCAACAGGACUUGAGGCAGAUAGUAGAAAUCGUAAAGCACGUGGAGGAUAGCAGGGGUCGCAUCGGAAAAGUGGAGGCAGCAACAGGGGCGAGGGGUCCUCCGGUAGAGCCGAAGGAUUUACACAGCUUCAAACCGGACAGAGAGGAUCAGGUUGUCGGUGAGUGAGGGUGUGACCCUUUUAUUGAACCUCAAAACGAUUCUGGGGCAUGUGUUCAAAUGCUAAGUCAUAAGAGAGCGAUGGGUUGGGAGCCGAUUGAAAUUAAAGGAGCAUUACAGAUUUUCUGAUCGUCUUAGCGUGGUAGCUUUGGAGACACAGGCUUAAAGAGAAAUAAAUCACAAGUUUGUGUUUGAAAAAUUUGGAAGGAUUUAAUCAGAGCUAUCUAUUACGAGGUAGAGUCAAGGAGAAGGAGCCUAUAGAUCAUGUGCCUAGUUUUCUAAUACUCUUGUGGAUUUACCCUGUGAUAUAAUUCCAAAUAUUAUAUAGAGCAGAUGGGUGCCCAUCUACGCUCUAAUAAAACCCAAAUAUCCUACAAGGGCUGUUUGAAUAACUGAUACAGCUCAUUGUCCUUCUCCCUACAGUUGUAUACCCAAGAGACCUCAGAAAAAAGGAGAGGUUGUUAAAACAUAUUACAGGUAUGUUCUGGAUGCAAAUUUCUGUCAAUAGUUUCAAAAGACUGUAAAAAAUGUAAAUGAUAACGCUGCACAGAAAUCAAAUUAAGGAUACCAGAGCAUGUGUCUGUGAGGCUGUACAUGUUCUUACAGUCCUCUUUCUUCUUCUUCUUCCUCUCCAGGUCCGCUAUACUUCAGCCCAAAGUGCAGGAAGCUUGUAUACAGGCUCUAUCACUACACUAGAGAUUGCACUAUACCUGCAUGUAAGCUUCAAUUUAACUGUGAGAAACGACUCUAUUUGUGAAACACACUCCACUCAUCCAUGUUUUUGUCUUUUCUUCAGUCUUCAGAAGAUGUGCACGGCUCCUCACAAGGCUUGCCGGCAGUCCAAUGUGCACAGAGGGGUAGCACACACAAGGUACUGUUUUAUAUGCGACUCUAACUCGUGUUUUUUUUUAUAUUAUUUGAGAGAGGAUGUGUGUACAUGGUUAAAGAGUUGGUGUGUUGCACAUCUCUAAUACAACAGGAUCAGCAUGGACAAAAGCAGAUCACUGUAUCCAAAUGUUUAAACAAGAAAAAAAACACUAUGAUAAUUAAAAAUUUUAAGUCAUAAGGUGCUGUAAACUCAAAUUUAGAAACAUUUGAAGUACAAAUACUUGGCUCAAGUACCAUGCUAGAAUCUUUUGUAUUAAUUUUGGCACCCCCUAUGGACUAGUCAAGACACUGAAUUUCUUUGCUGAUUAUGUGUUUUGCAUCUAGAAACAGGUUUUUGGGGCAUUUUUUACUUCAUAAGACAGGACAACAGAAGAGAAGACUAUGGCCUCUGUAUAUGUGGCACGCUUAAAUCGUCGUCCGUUGAAUCAGUUCAAAAAAACAAGUCCCCUGUCUUUUUCUUCAGCUUUUAACAGUCAAAGACAGAUAAAAGGGCAGUUUUGGCAGCAAGCAGUUGCAUUUUCCUGCAUUAGAAGUUUCAGGCAUAAAAGAUUAUGAUAAGCAAAUGAGAAGUCCUAUUCGUUUUAAUUUUGCUGGCUUUUUAGGUCAUAUACAAAUACCAGCAUAAAUAUCAAGCUAUAAAUCCCUCACAAGAGCUUCGGUGUGAAACAUUUAAAUUUAGAGCCUGUGUUUCAAAUAUUCAAUAGUCUUUUCUCAAGUUUAAUUGGCAAAGCAGUUAGCUAUUCUAGUGUAUAUUAACCAAUAUGUAAUUCCCUAAAUAUUGCAUUUUUGAGGGGCAUUUUCAUGAAUCGUCAAAGUUACUUGAACACCUUUAUCUGAGCAUCUUAUGUAGAUAUGUUUUGUGUCGCAUACCAAUUUUACAAUGAAAACAUUACUUUAUCAAAAUGUUGAUUUAUGAGAUAUACCAACCAACAGCUUAAAAUCACCUCCACAGCUUGUACAGCAUUAUGGGGUCACUUCACCUUUUCAGGACCUUUGUGCUCUAUGUUACUGUGAACAUAUUAGUAAAGUUUAAAAAGUAAAAACCUUAAUGCUGGACUUGAGUUUGUUUACAAGUCUUCUUUUGUGUCAGUACUGCCACUCAAGUAAAAGAUCUGAACAAAGAGUGAAAAUUAGGAUCAAAUCCACCGAUGUCCACUGUGUAAAGUCAAUGUUUUGAAGACUGAGACAAACAUUCGCAUUAGUGAUAUGCAUACUGGGCUGAUACACCCAGUCCCAGCAGUAGCACAGCAGGGGCAUCAGAUCUGUGGCAAAUCAAGUUUCUUGAUUCUUAUUAAAAUGUUUCCCUUUUCUUUCUUUUUUCUUUGGGAAUAGAAAGAAUUUGUCAGUUGCUGCCAAGUUGAACCCUGAGCUGAAUCCCCCUUCCCUUUCUCUGCAGGUUGAGGUGUAAAAUAAGAUCUUAAGGAGAAAGAAAAGUGCCUUGGACAGUAAGAGGGAAGCUUUGUACACUGAGCAGCCCCAACUGAUGUCAGGCACAGAUUUGCCCCUCAGUGAGGUCUGCAAUGCUGGGCGUGGAUUUACUGCCACCCCCUUUCUGGCUGGGCCCCGAUGGUCAGCUUUCACCACAUGGAAGAACUAGACCAAGACAAAGAUGGCAGCAAUCAAGAGUGGACAGCUAAGUGAAAGAGAGAGACAUGCAUGGGGAUUUUUUUCCCCUGCUGCCAUCCAAAUAUUUGCUGAAACAAAUGAAAAGGGAUUGCAUAUUUUCAUUUUGAUAAUUUCUUUCUUUGGCGAAAGAGCAAAAUCCAAAUGUAGCUACUGUUUUUAGCAUGACUAGAAGGCCCAUCCCUUCUUCUGCACAACCCAUAAAGCAGACAAAUAGUUGCCACAGACCCCUGCCGGCAGUUGGUGACAAGCUUUCGCCCAGUUGUACUCACACUGAAAAAGAACUCUGUCAAUUAUCGAUUUUCUGAACACAUCUCUGUGACUUUGUGGAGACAUGCUCAAAAAGAGGAGGUGGUGGUGGUGGUAGUAAACCACAACCCUCCCAUGGAUCUUUGUCAAGUGUGGUAUCAGUCUAUAUUUAUAUAUUUGAGUUCUCACAAGGGUUCCACUGUACCUAAUAAAUGCCACGGUCACAUACAACAAGAGAAAAAUGUACAUACUGUAAAGCAAAGUAUAUGAGGAAUCCACCUAUCUACCUUAAAUUAAAGUGACUGGCAUUUAUCAAGCGGCUGUUAAAUACAUCUAUAUAUAUGAAUAUAUGAAAAUGAAAUAUAUUUAAAUAAAUUAUAAGAUUGAUACAAAAAUGAAUGGUCUGUUUGUCUCAUGCAGGAGUUUCCAUGAACAAGCCCAAGGCAGUUUAAGUUCUCAGUUUACAUAAGCAAUUAUCAGAUUAUUAUUAUUAUUAUUAUUAUUAUUAUCAGAUUGUGGUUAAGAACAUAUGAUGAAGUCAUACAAGCAAGGUCAGGUCGCCAAAUUCCAAAACCUCUUAUUUUCUGACUUUAUCAAACAUUUGAUAACAUGUGUUUGACACCUCUUCAGCAACACCAAAAUAAUGGAGGUAAAUGGACUUAAAUUUAAGGUACAUGAAUAUUACAUAUCCUGUUUUAUGUGUUAUAUAGUGGAAUGUUAGUAAAAGCAAUCUGUGUUUUACACCAA
This is a messenger RNA of Xyrichtys novacula (pearly razorfish), 4880 nucleotides long. The record is from the annotation of a GenBank genome assembly. Lineage: Eukaryota; Metazoa; Chordata; Actinopteri; Labriformes; Labridae.